Molecule: messenger RNA, 1230 nt
Organism: Camellia sinensis
Lineage: Eukaryota; Viridiplantae; Streptophyta; Magnoliopsida; Ericales; Theaceae
Product: F-box protein At5g07610-like
Molecular function (GO): protein binding
Source: RefSeq, a predicted model, not a curated record
AUGUCUUCCUCUGCCCUCCUCCACCGCCCUCAGCGCCGCCGCAUCUCCUCCCCUUCAACCACCACCACCCCCACCACUCUCACCUCCGCCGAAAGAGUCAUCAACAACGACGAUCUUCUCAAACAGAUCUUAAUUCGACUUCCCGCCAAGCCUCUCUUCGCUUUCAAGCGUGUUUCAAAGAGAUGGCUUUCUCUCAUCUCCGAUCGCUACGUCCUUCGAGACUGGCUUCCCCCAAUUUCUCCUUCCUCCUUCUUCCUCAGACGCUACUCCACUCCCUCAUCUCACUCUAUCAGUUUCAAUCACAUUUCGUUGCUUCCUUCCAAUUCUACUCGAUCCUUCGAUUUCGUUAAUGACCCCAACGGGGUCAAGAUUUCCCAGUCCUGUAAUGGGUUGUUCCUCUGUUCUUCAUCCUGCUUCACUUUAGAUUACAGUGACACUCGUUACUACGUCCUCAACCCCACCACCAAAUACUUCUCCACCAUCCCUAGGCCCACCAAUGGGGAUGACAGAAACUUUUUAGUUUCAAUGAAUUUAGCUUUUGAUCCUUCUGUUUCAUUUCACUACAAGGUAGUUGCUGUCCGUUCCAAAAGAUGGCGCGGCCCUGAUUUUCAAAUCGCCAUAUAUUCCUCCCAAACCCAAACAUGGACGUUUUCCGAGGUGUCAUAUGCUUACUCAACGCUUAUAGUAUUUGAAAAUGGAGUCUUUCUUAACGGUAAGAUUCAUUGGCCUACUUGUCACUCACAAAGAUCAAUCUAUUAUGAUGUUAAUGAAGAUAAACUGCUCCCGUUUCGAAUGCCUCAUUGUGAUCUCACAAAGGACCUACUGUAUUUUGCGGAGUCUGGAGGUUGUCUACAGUUAAUUGAGUUUACUAAAAAUUGCUCUCGUCAUUUUCAUGUGUUCGAGUUGGAGACCGACUAUUCCAAAUGGUUUGUCAGGUACCAUAUUGACCUAAAAUUGGCUGUGCCGGAUUUUCCAGAGAUGUAUCGUGAGCAGGCUGGUUGGCCGUCUAGGGGUUAUACAUUCAAUGUGCUUUGCUUCCUUGCUGGAGACCUUGAAGGUGAUUCGUGUUUGGUCUUGUACGUACCUGGCAAAGUCAUAUCCUACAACUUCAAGGACGAGACUUUUAGGAAGAUUUGCGAUUUGAAUCUGAGCCUUGGUGAUAUUGACUAUGUACGAGUUCGCCCGUGGUUUACAGUCCAUCCAUGCAUCGAGACCAUAUUUCGUGUUUGA